AUGGGCAAACGCAAGAAGGCGGCAAAGAAGCCACAAGGCCCCAAGAAGCGCGAGAAACUCGCUACAACCUUCCAAUGCCUCUUCUGCAACCACGAGAACUCCGUGCACGUAAAGUUCGACAAGAAAGCCGGCCUCGCCGAGCUGCGCUGCAAGGUCUGUGGCCAGACGUUUCAGACGACCAUCAACUCACUCUCCCACGCCGUCGACGUCUACGCCGACUGGAUCGACGCCUGCGACGCCGUGGCGAAGGAGGCGGCGGCUGCCGAUGCGCCGAAGGAGAGGUAUAGGGGGACUGGGAGGCCGAGGGCUGCGCCUGCGGCGACACAGGAGGACGAUGAUGGGGAUGGGUUUGUGGUGGAUGACGAGUUGGAUGCUGAGGGGGAGUAUGCGGAUGAGUGA
Messenger RNA from Coniosporium apollinis CBS 100218, 399 nucleotides. RefSeq lists its product as uncharacterized. Gene Ontology annotation, biological process: transcription elongation by RNA polymerase II. The transcript has 4 exons. Gene Ontology annotation, molecular function: RNA polymerase II complex binding. The coding region runs from base 1 to 399 and encodes 132 amino acids. Lineage: Eukaryota; Fungi; Ascomycota; Dothideomycetes. Gene Ontology annotation, cellular component: transcription elongation factor complex. The record is from RefSeq and is a predicted model, not a curated record.